Messenger RNA from Adineta ricciae, 909 nucleotides. Lineage: Eukaryota; Metazoa; Rotifera; Eurotatoria; Adinetida; Adinetidae. The record is from the annotation of a GenBank genome assembly.
AUGCUUUACAUUAAAAAGGAGAACGCUUCUUCAUCAAUUUCGAAAGAACUAGUUCCUUUACGAGAAGUCUCUGUCGAUGUUCACAUAAAUUCGUUCGCUGCCGAUGUCACCAUCACUCAAUUGUUUCAAAAUGACGAAUCCGUGCCAAUUGAAGCGGUCUACUGUUUUCCAGUUGAAGAAAAUGCUGCCAUCUAUGCGUUCAUGGCUCACAUAGAUGACGAACGUGAAAUCAUUGCCGAAUUGAAAGAAAAGAAAGUAGCACAACAAGAGUAUUCAGAAGCAUUGGCUUCAGGCCAUGGUGCUUACCUGCUUGAGCAAGAUGAAGCUUCUAACGAUAUAUUCAUUGUUAGUGUAGGAGCACUGAAACCAAAGAGUAAAUGUCGUAUUACUAUUAGUUACGUCAGCGAACUUGACCUUUUGCAUGGAAAUGAAAAGCCAAUCAUUCGUUUUGUCAUUCCUACUACAAUUGCACCACGUUAUUCUCCUGAACGCAAAGGUAUUUCAUCACCAGGCGGAACUCAAGCUCAAUACGCUGAAUCAGUUCCUUAUACCAUCGAUUUACAAUGUCGUGUGGAUCGAUUAGCUCAAAAUGUCAGUGGCGUUUCAUCACCAUCGCAUCCGAUCAAAAUCGACAUGAGCAAUCCCGACAAUUUUCUUAUUCAGUUCAGCCAACAAGCAGCUCAACUAGAUCGUGAUAUUAUUAUCGAUGUUGAAUUAUCACAAACGAAAACAAGUAUAAUUGCUGCUGUUGAAAAGAGCGCUCUGAUGAUUUCAUUCAUGCCAAAUGAACAGGAUUGUCGACAGAACAAGGACAACACAACUGAUGAAUUUCUAUUUGUAAUCGACUGUAGUGGCUCGAUGCAAGAUGAAAACAAAAUAGGUCUUGCACGUAAAGCGAUGUUACNUUAA